This is a messenger RNA of Oryza brachyantha (malo sina), 1937 nucleotides long. RefSeq names its product proline dehydrogenase 2, mitochondrial-like. Lineage: Eukaryota; Viridiplantae; Streptophyta; Magnoliopsida; Poales; Poaceae. The transcript is spliced from 3 exons. The coding region runs from base 293 to 1750 and encodes 485 amino acids. The record is from RefSeq and is a predicted model, not a curated record. Gene Ontology annotation, cellular component: mitochondrion. Gene Ontology annotation, molecular function: FAD binding; proline dehydrogenase activity.
CGAUUUUUUUUUACGUACACCAUCUCCUCCAUUGUUGGGUUCACCUCAACCUCCUCCUCGUCACCCCUCCGCCUCAGCCAGCUCCCAAUUUUACACCUAUUUUUUUUCCCCUUGAUUCGAUCAGUUACUCCUCCUUUAUAAGCCACCACCGCGCCGUGGUCGUCGUGUUGAUUCGUUAGUUUUGCGCUUGCACCCCCCCAAGCGUUCGUUGCCUUCCUCCUGUUCUCCUUCGUCUUCCUCCUUGUGCUCUGUUUCUGUUUGUUUCUUGGGUUCGUCAAGAGUCCGACCUUCCAUGGCCAUCGCCUCCCGCAUCCAGAAGCGCGUGCUUGCAUCCUUCGCCGCCGCAGCAGCAGCCAAGCUUCCGGAGGCGGCCGUCGCGGCCGCCGCUGGUGCAGAGGCUGCCGUGGAGGAGGUCGCGUCCGUGCAGGCGGCGCAGGGGGGGCAGGUGCUGGAGUUUGGGGAUACUGGGAGGCUGUUCGCCGGGGAGAGGUCGGCGUCGCUGGUGCGCACGCUCGCGGUGCUGCAGGCGCUUUCGGUGGGGCCUCUGGUGGACGUGGCCACGGCGGCGCUGAGGUCGCCGGCGGUGGCCGGGAGCGCCGUGGGGCGUGCCGCGGCGAGGGCCACCGCGUACCAGCACUUCUGCGCGGGGGAGACCGCCGAGGAGGCCGCCGCGGCGGUGCGGCGCCUCUGGCGCGGCGGCAUGGGCGGGAUCCUCGACUACGGCAUCGAGGACGCCGAGGACGGGCCCGCCUGCGACCGCAACGCCGCCGGGUUCCUCGCCGCCAUCGACGUCGCGGCCGCGCUGCCGCCGGGCUCGGCGAGCGUGUGCAUCAAGAUCACGGCGCUGUGCCCGAUCGCGUUGCUUGAGAAGGCGAGCGAUCUGCUGCGGUGGCAGCAGAAGCACCCGUCGCUGCAGCUGCCAUGGAAGGCGCACGGGUUCCCGGUGCUGUGCGACUCCAGCCCGCUGUACCUGACGGCGUCGGAGCCGCCGGCGCUGACGGCGGAGGAGGAGAGGGAGCUGGAGCUGGCGCACGGGCGGCUGCUGGCGAUCGGCGAGCGGUGCGCGGAGUACGACAUCCCGCUGCUGGUGGACGCGGAGUACGCCACCGUGCAGCCGGCGAUCGACUACUUCACGUUCGCCGGCGCGCUGGCGUUCAACGGCGGGGGGCGCCCCAUCAUCCACGGGACCAUCCAGGCGUACCUCCGCGACGCCCGCGACCGGCUGGAGGCGAUGGCGCGCGCGGCGGACGGCGAGCGCGUGUGCCUCGCGCUCAAGGUGGUCCGCGGCGCGUACCUCGCCAGGGAGGCCCGCCUCGCGGCGUCCCUCGGCGUGCCGUCGCCGAUCCACGCCAGCAUCCAGGACACCCACGACUGCUACAACGGCUGCGCCGCGUUCCUCCUCGACCGCGUCCGGCGGGGGGCCGCCGCCGUGACGCUCGCCACGCACAACGUCGAGUCCGGGCAGCUCGCGGCGGCGAGGGCGCAGGAGCUGGGCAUCGGCAGGGGUGACCGCGGCCUGCAGUUCGCGCAGCUCAUGGGCAUGGCGGACGGCCUGUCCCUCGGGCUCCGCAACGCCGGCUUCCAGGUGAGCAAGUACCUGCCGUACGGCCCAGUGGAGCACAUCAUCCCCUACCUCAUCAGACGAGCCGAGGAGAACAGGGGCUUGCUCUCGUCUUCCUCCUUCGACAGGCAGCUGCUCCGGAAGGAGCUGGCCAGGAGGUUCAAGGCUGCAAUGCUGGGACGUGAGUGAAGUGAUGCUGCUGGGACUGGGAGCGAAGCGAUCGAUCGAGACAUGAGUAGAAGUCCUGACUUGUAAAUACUGUCAUUCUGAAACAAGAACAUUGGUGUAUCGAUCGAUCGAUCGAUCGAGUUCUCUGAAUAAAGAUGAAUGAAUGAAUCGAUCAAUCAAUCAACGAAAUGAUGUGCUCGUGCACGCA